Messenger RNA from Cyclocybe aegerita, 1557 nucleotides. Lineage: Eukaryota; Fungi; Basidiomycota; Agaricomycetes; Agaricales; Hemipholiotaceae. The record is from the annotation of a GenBank genome assembly.
AUGACCAUUAAAGGUAUGGAGGUGGACGAGCGUGUCCACACCUUAACUGAGAGCUUCGAGCCUUUUGCGCCCGAAGCUCGUCCAGGCGAUCGGUUACUGGACCGCUUUGCGGACCGUCUCCACUUUGACGAGCGCGAUCCUACCCAGGAUAGGCGUCCGUAUCUAGACGAGCUCAUCGCGAGAGCGAGGGCCGACCCACUAACAGUACUGGCUGCAACUGAUGGCUCUGUCCCUCAGUCCAACCAGUAUCAGGCGGCUUCGGCUGCUAUAAUCUACAAGGGACAUCGCGAGCUCGAGAGGACUCGUUAUGUCUCUGGCAGAGUCACCGCCCCAGACGCAAAACUUAAUGCCAUCUCGUGUGCAGUGCGCCUUGCUGUCAAGCAGGCGAACUGCCAACAUAUCAUGGUCUUCACUGACUCUAUGGGCUCAGCCCAUAGAGCGGUUGACCCCGUCGUGCAUUCUGGUCAGGCUUUGAGCUUAUCAGUUUGUCGCACUCUUCAAGAGUGGUUUGAGGCGGAUGAUCUCCGCCGCAUCACCUUCGUCUACGUCCCAUCUGCUUUGCGGGUUGGACGUCGGAAGACGGACAAUUCUAUAGACGCGCUACGCUCUCGAGCUGCGCACUCAGUCCUGGAUUCGUGGAGCUCCAAUCUAGACGAGCUCAUUGUGAGAGCGAGGGCCGACCCACUAACAGUACUGGCUGCAACUGAUGGCUCUGUCCCUCAGUCCAACCAGUAUCAGGCGGCUUCGGCUGCUAUAAUCUACAAGGGACAUCGCGAGCUCGAGAGGACUCGCUAUGUCUCUGGCAGAGUCACCGCCCCAGACGCGGAACUUAAUGCCAUCUCGUGUGCAGUGCGCCUUGCUGUCAAGCAGGCAAACUGCCAGCAUAUUAUGGUCUUUACUGACUCUAUGGGCUCGGCCCACAGAGCGGUUGACCCUGGCAUGCAUUCUGGUCAGGCUUUUAGCCUGUCAGUUUGUCGCGUUCUUCAAGAGUGGUUUGAGGCGGAUGAUCUCCGCUGCAUUACCUUCGUCUACGUCCCAUCCGCUCUGCAGUGGGAUAUCCAUGGUGAAGCACACAAGUACGUCACCGAACUCAAAGUCAGGGUUGGACGUCGCAAGACGGACAACUCCAUAGAUGCGCUACGCUCCCGAGCUGCGCACUCAGUCCUGGAUUUGUGGAGCUCCACUUUCCAGGAUCCAACCUACCGAGGCUCUGAGUUUUUAGAGCUUCAACAGCCUGACGGGCGGCCGCUACAGCCAUCGUACCUCAAUGGGGGACCUUGGCUUUCAACCUUUGGACACAGUAUCACUGAGUUCGCCCGUGUUUGCCGGUGUAUAACUGGCCACGCGCCCAUUGGAGCGUAUUACCGUCGGUUCAAGAUCAACGAGCCUCACGGCUGCACUUGCGGGGUUGCCUUGCAGUCCCGCCAGCAUAUUCUCUUUCGCUGUCACGAUCGCUACUCCGUGCAUUACCCCCGCUUUCUUGGGGAUAUUGCAUCUUUUAUGAAGUACAACCCUACGGCGUUUGGCUUCACCCGGGACCCUUCGGGGGUCGGAUAA